This is a messenger RNA of Gaeumannomyces tritici R3-111a-1, 1730 nucleotides long. Its product is annotated as cytochrome b-c1 complex subunit 2. Gene Ontology annotation, cellular component: mitochondrion. The record is from RefSeq and is a predicted model, not a curated record. The coding region runs from base 183 to 1571 and encodes 462 amino acids. Gene Ontology annotation, molecular function: metal ion binding. The transcript is spliced from 4 exons. NCBI's taxonomy places the organism in Eukaryota, Fungi, Ascomycota, Sordariomycetes, Magnaporthales, Magnaporthaceae.
GGCACCGCCACAGCUCGGUGGGGCGAUUGCUCGGGUGCACGGGAUUUCGUGGCACUCGAAAAUUGCUCGGAACAACCGAUCGACGGCAUCUUCGACAUCAAGUGUCAAUUGGACGGGGUGAAGGUCCCGACGCCCGCGAUAAAUCGCAACCAAGAAUCAUCCUCUGUCCCCAGCGCCCGAACAUGAUCUCAAGAUCGGCCAUUGCCAGGGGAGGUCGCCUGGCCUUCCACCGGCGCGUCUGCGCCCAAGUCGCCCAGCGCGGCUUUGCCUCGCCGGCGGCAGGUGCGCCGGGCACCACCUCCGCAUCGUACGAGCCGGCAGAUAUCGCCGGAAUCAAGGUCGCCUCCAAGGACGCCCACGGCCCGACUACCAAGCUUGCGCUCGUUGCCAAGGCCGGCACGAGGUACCAGCCGCUGCCUGGCCUGACUGUUGGCCUGGAGGAGUUCGCAUUUAAGAACACGCAAAAACGGUCCGCCCUGCGCAUCACACGGGAAGCCGAGCUUCUGGGCGGCCAAUUGAAGGCUUACCACACGCGCGAGGCCGUUAUCCUUGAGGCCGCAUUCCUGAGGGACGAUCUCCCCUACUUCGUCGAGCUGCUGGGCGAGGUUGCCAGCCAGACAAAGUACACGACUCACGAGUUCCACGAGCAGGUCGAGCCCAUAAUCCACCACUCCCAGGACAAGGUCUCGCACGACGCCCUUGCCCAAGCCGUUGAUGGCGCACAUGCCGUCGCUUUCCACACCGGGCUUGGUUCAUCAAUCUACCCCUCGAGCACGACACCCCUGUCCGGCUACCUGAACGAGAACUCGGUUGCGGCUUUUGCCGAGUCGGCCUACAUCAAGCCCAACGUUGCUCUUGUCUCGGACGGCGCCUCGCAGGCAGGCCUGUCAAAAUGGGUUGAGCGCUUCUUCAAGACUCUCCCGAGCUCGUCAUCAAGCUCGCUGUCGCUCGCAGACGCGCCCUCCAAGUACCACGGCGGCGAGCAGCGCUCGGUUGCCGCGGGAAAGAGUGCCAUCGUGAUCGCCUUCCCCAGCACCAGCCUCUCUGCGCCCAAGUCGGAGAUUGCCGUUCUCGAGGCCCUGCUCGGUGGCAAGUCUAGCAUCUCCUGGUCGACCGGAUUCACCCUCCUGUCCAAGGCCGCCACCGAUGCCUCGGGCGUCCAAGCCCUUGCCAAGAACUACGUUUACUCGGACGCUGGCCUUCUGACCAUCCAGAUCUCGGGCCCCGCGGCUUCGGUCCGCAAGGUUGCCGAGGAGUCUGUCAAGGCGCUCAAGGCUGUCGCUCAGGGUGGUGUUAGCAAGGAGGAUCUGACCAAGGCUAUUGCCAAGGCCAAGUUCGAUGCCCUCACUGUCCACGAGCUCACAGGCGCUGGCCUCGUUGCUGCUGGAAACAGUGUGCUUCACGGUGCUAAGCUUUUCCAGGCUGCUGGUGCCAUCAAGAGCUUCGGGUCGGUAACUGCCGAUAACGUCAAGGCUGCUGCGAAGGCACUUGUUGAUGGUAAGGCGUCGGUUUCUGCCAUUGGGGACUUGCACGUACUCCCGUACGCUGCGGACCUGGGGCUGAACGUAUAAGCGAGUGGAGGGGAAACUGAUGUACCAACAACCUUGUCGCCGCUUUGGCGAGUCCGUCCUUCUGCACAUAGUUAAAGUAAAGACACCUAGACAAAAUCCUGCUUUAAAGGUUCAAAGGACAAAAAAGAACAUCGUCAAUGGAGCGAAUGAAAGCCCACA